AUGAAAAACACCAUAAGUCAAAUACCAAAACCUAUCUACAACGAUCGCAUCACGGGUUUCGUCAAAAGUGAACGAUUUCGGGCUUGGAUUACUUCAAAAUCUUCCGAUGCAUUACUGGUCAACAAUGAUUCGGUGAACAUCUAUCGGGGAGCGAAUACGGUGUCUCUACUGACAGAGCUAACCUUGUUGCUCUAUGAGAAGUUAUCUAUCUUGCCAAAAGCCGAAAAGGUCUUCACUCUCAUGUAUCCUUGUGCUGAAUACCCUGCAACCAUCGGAGACAUGACCACUGUGCGACGUAUGCUUCGACAUUUGACUUCUCAGUACUAUGAUAAUGACAGAGAACAUUGGGACAAGCAAAAAUUUGUCCGCAAGUAUAUAAGUACAUUGAAAAGCAUCCGUGAAGAAAAACCGGAAAAGGAGCAAGAGAAAACCAAUCUUCUCAGUGAUCUGUUCAUCGGGAUGCUUGAAGAAGCUCAACCGGAUCAAGUAAUUUACAUAUUGAUCGAUGGAUUCGACCUCGUUGAAAUGGAUGAACCGGAAGCAAACAAGUCGGACUUUUGGUGGCUUCUUACAUGCUUCUACAGCUUGAUCAAAGAUCUCAGGAAGCUCAAGAAGCCCCAUCCUGUCAUCAAGUUGUUGAUUACGUAUCAUGGAACCUGCCAAGAUGAAACGCGUGCUGUUUGGAAAGAUUACCUCAUGGAUAUAUCUAAACCUAAUGGGCUUUGA
Molecule: messenger RNA, 726 nt
Organism: Talaromyces marneffei
Lineage: Eukaryota; Fungi; Ascomycota; Eurotiomycetes; Eurotiales; Trichocomaceae
Exons: 1
Coding region: 1-726 (241 amino acids)
Source: RefSeq, a predicted model, not a curated record